AUGGCUCUGUGGAGCAGUUACAUCACCCUGGUGGCCACGGUGGCCACUGUGUCCCUGUGUCCCCAUCUCAGCUGCCAUGGUGAUGGUGGGGUGGUGACCAGUGGGACAUUGGGGCCACCAUGGGGUGACUUUGUGGAGCAGUUACGUCACCCUGGUGGCCACGGUGUCCCCGUGCUGACCCCACCCUCGCGUCCCCAGCUCGCCUGCCGUCGCGACCGCUGGGUGGCGACCAACGGCACCUCGGGGCCGCCCCGCGGCGGCGGCUGCGCCGAGCACCCCAAGUACUACAGCCACAUCGCCCUGCUGGCCCUGGUGGCCACCGUCAUGCUGGUCCAGGUGAGCCACAUGGUCAAGCUGACCCUCAUGGUGCUCAUCACCGCCGCCACCGGCGCCGUCAACUUCUCCGCCUGGGAGCCCAUCUUCGACCAGUACGACCGGCGGCGCGGCCAGCACAGCUCGUCCGUGCUGGUCCCCUCCAAGUAUUCCAUGACCGCCAUGAUCUUCGUGGUGAUGCUCAGCUUCUACUACUUCUCGCGGCACGUGGAGAAGCUGGCCCGGACGCUGUUCCUGUGGAAGAUCGACGUCCACGACCAGAAGGAGCGCGUCUCCGAGAUGCGCCGCUGGAACGAGGCGCUGGUGGCCAACAUGCUGCCCGAGCACGUGGCCCGCCACUUCCUGGGCUCCAAAAAGCGCGACGAGGAGCUGUACAGCCAGUCCUACGAGGAGAUCGGGGUGAUGUUCGCCUCCCUGCCCAACUUCGCCGACUUCUACACGGAGGAGAGCAUCAACAACGGCGGCAUCGAGUGCCUGCGCUUCCUCAACGAGAUCAUCUCCGACUUCGACGCGCUGCUGGACGAGCCGCAGUUCCGCUGCAUCACCAAGAUCAAGACCAUCGGCAGCACCUACAUGGCCGCCUCCGGGGUGACGCCCGACGCCGGCGCCAACGGAUUCGGAGCCAAGAAGGAUCCGCGCUCGGAGAAGGAGCGCUGGCAGCACCUGGCCGACCUGGCCGACUUCGCGCUGGCCAUGAAGGUGACGCUGAUGAACAUCAACUACCAGUCCUUCAACAACUUCAUGCUGCGCAUAGGGAUGAACAAGGGGGCGGUGCUGGCCGGCGUCAUCGGGGCGCGCAAGCCCCACUACGACAUCUGGGGCAACACGGUCAACGUGGCCAGCAGGAUGGAGUCCACCGGAGUCAUGGGCAACAUCCAGGUGGUGGAGGAGACGCAGCAGAUCCUGAAGGAAUACGGAUUCCGCUUCGUCCGCCGCGGCGCCGUCUACGUCAAGGGCAAAGGCGAGCUCCUGACGUUUUUCCUGAAGGGCCGCGAAAAACCGGGAUCGUUCCUCGGAUCCGCCACCGUCCCCCUGCCCCACCAGGUGCUGGAGAAUUCCUGAGGAUUCUUUGGGAAUCUCCAACCGGAUCCGGAACCCGACCCCCUCGGCACGGCCCCCUUCCCGGAGGUUUUUUUGGGGGUUUUUUUUUGGGGGUGGGGGUUUUUAGUUCCGUGUGGAAAAGAGGGAAAGGCGGAUCCGGGUUUUUCCCGGGGUUUUCCCGCCGCGGGAAUUCCGGACUCGGAGCGGUGGCGGCAAUUCCAGGAGAUCCAAACUCAGGGAUGGUUGGGAAGACUCCGCGUCUCUUCCGCGUGCCGGGAGCGGGAGCAAAUCCGGGAUUUUCCCGGAAAUUCCUCCCGAAUUCGAGAGCUCGGGUCCGGCUUGGAUAUGGGGAAGGACGGGAGUUGUGUAUUCCAGAUCCAUAAAUUU
Messenger RNA from Onychostruthus taczanowskii (white-rumped snowfinch), 1761 nucleotides. Its product is annotated as adenylate cyclase type 3-like. The record is from RefSeq and is a predicted model, not a curated record. The transcript is spliced from 8 exons. Bases 1 to 1395 code for a protein of 464 amino acids. Gene Ontology annotation, biological process: intracellular signal transduction; cAMP biosynthetic process; adenylate cyclase-activating G protein-coupled receptor signaling pathway. Lineage: Eukaryota; Metazoa; Chordata; Aves; Passeriformes; Passeridae. Gene Ontology annotation, molecular function: adenylate cyclase activity.